This is a messenger RNA of Paraphaeosphaeria sporulosa, 4412 nucleotides long. RefSeq names its product ABC transporter-like protein. The record is from RefSeq and is a predicted model, not a curated record. NCBI's taxonomy places the organism in Eukaryota, Fungi, Ascomycota, Dothideomycetes, Pleosporales, Didymosphaeriaceae. The transcript is spliced from 9 exons. Gene Ontology annotation, cellular component: membrane. Gene Ontology annotation, biological process: transmembrane transport. Gene Ontology annotation, molecular function: ATP binding; ATP hydrolysis activity; ABC-type transporter activity. The coding region runs from base 63 to 4412 and encodes 1449 amino acids.
UCAAGCUUCGCUCCCGUUGCUUGAAUUUAUCUUCCAUCCAUCGUUUAAAUCAAUGUAAUACUAUGGACGCCAUCUUGAGAUCCCUUGCCAACGUAAAUGAGACGCCGGCCACCUUUUUCGGUCCAGCGCUUCAAGGCCACGAUGUUGAAUUCGACUUUACAUUGCUGUUCGAGAAAAUUAUACUGAGCAUUCUGCCCUCUGCGUUGUUCCUACUUUAUGCUCCUCUGAGAGCAUAUUGGCUUCGAAGCGAGCAGAAGAAGGCGAAAUGGAGUCGCUUGGUGAUGGGGAAACAGCUGCUAUAUAUUAUGCUUUUCGCCGCACAGCUUUCUCUCCUUGUCUUUACGGCAACAUCGCGCGGCAUCGCCGGUUCACAGUCAGCCAUUGUAGCACACACCCUCCUAGUGACUGUCGUCCUAGCAUCAAGCGGACUUUCUCUCCUUGAACAUGUCAGGUCACCGCGGAGCUCCGAUGCAAUCAAUGUCUACCUCUUCUUCAGCACGAUAUUCGAUGCGGUGCAAGUACGCACUUUCUGGAUACAUCCACUCCCAACGACUGUAUCAGUCGCAGCUAGUGUGUGCGUCGCUUUUAAAUCCGUACUCCUCAUUGCAGAAGCGCAGAACAAGAUCGCAUGGUUAAUGGAAGAUUGUCGGAGUCUAGCGCCAGAGACACUCAGCGGUGUGUAUGCGAGAAGAGUGUUCUGGUGGCUUAACGGAUUAAUGUAUCGGGGGUACAGAGCCACGUUCCGGCCAGUGGAUUUAAUGGCCAUCAAGGAAGAAUUUGGGUCGAAACGGCUGUUGGCUGCCCUCCAAUCCAAAUCCGAUGGGAAAUCUUUGCUGAUAGUCUGCCUUCGAGCUUUCAAGCUGGAUGUGGCCUUCCUGGUAGUCCCUAGGACGAUGAUGUUGGCACUGAGCUAUACGCAGCCGUUCCUAUUCCAGGCCAUCAUCGCACAUCUCGAUAAAAGUUCUGAAGACCGGGACCCAAUCGUUGGAUACGGCUUGAUAGCAGCAACUGGACUUCUCUACCUUUCUCUCGCCAUCAGUAAGACCUAUUACCAACACAAGACAUAUCAACUGGUUGUCAAAGUUCGCGGUACACUCGUGAGCAUGUUGUAUGAUCGCACGCUGGAGUCAGCUCCUGGCGCUUUGAGCGACCGAGCGCCUGUUACGCUAAUGAGCGUUGAUGUUGACGGUGUGACUGACGUUGUCCCAGUCUACAACGAGAUCUGGGCUGGCACAGUAGAGGUUGGCAUUGCUGUCUACUUGCUACAGAGACUGCUGGGCGUUGUGUGGAUUGUGCCGUUCGGCAUUGCCUUUUUGAGCUCUGGACUUGCCGUAUAUCUGUCACGACAGAUGGGCCCGCGACAAGCGAAGUGGAACGCCGUAACUCAAGAGCGCGUGUCAGCGACUUCAACUGUCCUAGGCUUCAUCAAGUCUAUCAAAAUGAUGGGCUUCUCGAAGUACGUUAUCGGAGAUAUUCAGGCGUUGAGAGACAAAGAGAUCCGCACGUUCAGGGUAUUCAGACGGUUUACCGUGUUCCUGAAUGCGCUUGCAAACUUGCCAUUUUAUGCUGGACCCGUACUAACAUUCGCCAUCUUUGCGCUCCUCGGCAAGGGAAGCUUCACCAUUGAAAGGGCCUUCACUUCCCUAACGCUAAUCUCGCUACUCGAGAUGUCGACGCUGAAGUUCAUCGCGUCAUUGCCACAAAUUGCGUCAGCCGCAGGUUGUCUCAAACGAUUGGAAAAAUUCUGUUCGGAAGUUCACCCAUUGGUUUCAAAUCCCUCCUCCGCAGCGUUGAAUCUGAACCAUAAUGGGUCGAUGGGAGACAGCGAACCUCGAGUGGAGCCGGAUAACAACGGCCAACGGGCACUGUUCUCCUUCAAGGAUGUCACGCUGAAGACUGGCGCAGACACCAGUAGCUUUUCUCUCCGCAAUGUCAACCUUAAUAUUAACCGAGGCCAACUUGUCGGUAUCACUGGACCAGCAGGCUGUGGAAAGACGACACUGAUCAAAGCCCUCCUCAAUCGCCUGCCCAUCAUCGAAGGAGGAUAUGUGCAAAGAUCAAAUGAGUCGAUUAUGUACUGUGCUCAGACACCGUGGAUUCCCAGCGGUACAGUAAGGGACGCUAUCAGUGGCCAAACCCAGUCCGAUGAGAUGUGGUACAGCAAAGUCAUAGGCGCAUGCAGCCUUACCGAAGACUUUAAGUCUCUUAGUGCGGCAGACCAGACAGAUGUGGGAAGUCAGGGAUCGAACUUGAGCGGCGGACAGAAGCAGAGAGUAGCCCUUGCCAGAGCCUUGUUUUCCAGGCAGAAGAUCUUCAUCCUCGAUGAUAUAUUGAGCGGUAUGGACGCGCACACUACAGCUCAUAUCUGCCGCGCAGUGUUUGGUGCAGAGGGUCUGCUUCGUGAGCUUGGUGCUACCGUAAUAGUCGCAUCGCACUCUUUAAACGUCCUUCGACACAUGGAUACUUUAGUGAAGUUCACCUUGGAUGGCCACAUCGAACAGCUGCAAUCAUCACAAGAGAUCAUGGCAGAAACCGAACCUAGCUUGUAUCCAACAAAGCUGACACAAUCUGUUGAGACUGAUGCGAAUACAAAUCGCGAAGAUACAAAAGCAGUCUCUAUAGUGGAAACCGAGGAAUUCGAUACGGCCCGAAAAAUAGGGGAUUGGGCGAUAUACAAAUAUUACAUACAGUCAGUUGGCUGGUGGCGCAUUGGACUGCUUGCUGGCUCUCACCUACUCAAUGCAGCACUGGACAAUUUCCCAACCCUCUGGUUGAAACAAUGGUCAUCCUUUGCUCAAACACCAGAUGCACCUGAUCGGACCACCUUCUACCUCAGUAUAUACGGUGUGACGGCUCUCCUGGGGCUUAUGUGCCUUCUAUUUGGCAUCUGGUUCAUAUACAUGGUCAUGAUUCCGGCUGCCGGGAAGAACAUGCAUAAUACCCUGUUGGGCACGGUGAUCCAUGCAAAACAAUCCUUCCACGACACUACGCCGACUGGCACAACACUCAAUCGCUUCACUCAAGACAUGCAGCACAUUGACCGUGACGUGCCCUCAGCCACUCUACGAUGCAUGCACGCAACCGUUGAGUGUCUAGCCGCAUUUGUUCUGCUAUCUAUCAGUGCCUCUUAUACUGCAGCUCUCAUCCCACUUCUUCUGGUUGCCUUAUACUAUCUCCAGAAGUUCUAUCUGCGCACCAGUCGUCAAUUGCGACUUCUCGAUAUCGAAGCUCGCGCACCGCUCUUUACCGUUUUCCAGGAGAGUGUCGACGGCCUCGACACCAUCGUUCCUCUCGGUUGGUGUACCAAAUGGAGAGAGACACUGUUCACUACGCUCGAUGCCUCGCAGAAGCCGUACUAUCUCCUGUUCUGCAUUCAACGCUGGCUCAUCCUCGUGCUAGGUUUCGUGGUGGCGGCGAUGGCAACGGUGCUCGUUACCUUUGCAACUCAGGUGAAAGGGUUGAGCAGCGCUGGUUCUGUUGGUGUUGGUUUGAUUGCGCUGCUCAAUUUCAAUGAUCGUUUGAAUCUGCUUAUUGUCGAGUGGACGACGCUAGAGACGAGUCUCGGUGCAAUUGCGAGAUUGAAAGCGUUCUCGCACGAGACUGCGAGUGAAGAAGACGUACCGGAUGCAGUCGUAUCUGAUCAGUGGCCUAGCCAGGGGAGCGUCGAGUUCAGGAACGUGAGUGCAAAGUAUCGUGCUGACCUCCCGCCCGUACUCAACGAUCUUUCCUUCGCCAUCCCUUCCGGCUCCACGUGCGCCAUAGUCGGCCGCACAGGCAGCGGAAAGUCGACGACGCUCUCCGUCCUCCUACGCCUCGUCAACCCCUCCUCCGGCUCCAUCAUCAUAGACGGGCACCCGCACACUUCCAUCCCGCUUCAAGCCCUCCGCUCCCGCAUCGCCUGCCUCCCACAACAACCCUACCUCCUCCCAGGCAGCCUCCACCGCAACCUCGACCCAGACUCCCACCGCACCGACGCCGACCUCCGCGCCGCCCUCGACCGCGUUCGUCUCUGGCCCGUCUUCGUAGCAGCCGCGCAGUCCACCUCGCCCGCCACAGUCCUCGAUCACCCGCUCAACCCCGCCGCCCUGUCCCCGGGCCAGACGCAGCUACUCGUUCUCGCGCGCACGCUGCUUAUUCGGCCGCGACCCAGGAUCCUUAUCCUUGACGAAGUCACGUCUAGUCUAGACGAUGCUAGCGAGGAGGUCAUGCAGCAGCUUCUUCGCGAGGAGUUCGUGGGGAAGGGGUGUACGGUUAUUGCGGUUGCGCAUCGGUUGAGGGGAGUGAUGGAUUUUGGGCAGGUCAUUGUGUUGGAUGGGGGGCGAGUUUCAGAAAGGGGAAUUCCAAGGGUAUUGGCGGGGCAGGAAGGGAGUGUGUUUGGGGGGAUGUGUGGAGAACAGGGUAUCACUGCGUAG